ACUCAUCCAGCGUGCUUUGGCUCGAGCUUUGGUAGCCCGCACAUUUGAUCAGCUGAAGAGCCAUGGCGGACCGCAAGGCAGUCAUCAAGAAUGCAGACAUGGCGGAGGACAUGCAGCAGGACGCCAUCGACUGCGCCACGCAGGCCUUGGAGAAGUAUAACAUCGAGACGAAGGACAUUGCGGCCUUUAUCAAGAAGGAGUUUGACAAGAAGUACAACCCCACCUGGCACGCCGUGGUCGGCCGCAACUUCGGCUCGUAUGUGACCCACGAGACGAAGCACUUCAUCUACUUCUACCUCGGCCAGGUGGCGAUCCUGCUCUUCAAGUCUGGCUAGGAGCCAGUGAGGUGCCGCGCAAUUGGCAGACAAAGCUGCCAUAACGCAAGGCGACCGCCUGUGGCAGACCUAGCAACCCUGCAGCAUUUCAAGCUUCAAGGCCGAAGGCGACAUGGAAUUGGGCGUGAUGGGAGCAAGGGACCAACGUAUUUGGACGCUGGCUGUGGCAGGUCAGGCCUAUGAGCAUUUGACGGGAUUCGAGAGAGGACAGAGGUAUUGGUA
Effrenium voratum is the source of this 557-nucleotide messenger RNA. The record is from the annotation of a GenBank genome assembly. NCBI's taxonomy places the organism in Eukaryota, Dinophyceae, Suessiales, Symbiodiniaceae.